AUGAGGGCGGGCCGAGCCCCGCACCGCACUGACCCCCGAGCUGCCCUGGCUCGCUGCCCCCGGCAGCGCGGGCGGGUCCCGCCGCCCCUGGCGGAGCCCACCGGGGCUGGGCCAGCCGGCCACGGGCAGGGCGGACACACGGACAAAAAGGAACACAGAACAGAUGAAAAAGCGCACACACCACCACCCUCCUCGCUCCCCCAGUACUCACAAGCGAACACCAACCAAAUCCGUCCGCAAAAGGCGCCUCCUCAUCAGCCCGCUCCCGGCGCGGGAGACCUGCGGGGCAUUCCCCCGCUGCGGGGCGCGCCUGCCGGGGCCCCGCCGCCCUCCUCCUCCCUGCCCAGGGCGGCACUCACCUCGGGGGAACGAGGCCAGGCUGAGGGGCCGCCUCUCUGCCGGUGCCGGGCAGCGGCGGCGCGGCGGGGCGAGGCACACUUCCACUUUCUCUGGGGGUCUUUCUUUGCCGUGCCGUGCCGAGCCGUGCGGAGCCGCGCCGCCUCUGCCUCCCCCGGCACUCCUCCCCGCCCGCCCCUCGCCGCCGCCUCCCCGCGAAGCGAAGGAAGGAAGGGAUGCGAAGCGGUGCCCAGCUGCCGGGCCGGCCGGGGGCGGCUCUCCCGGCACCGCCCCGCCUCGCUACCUGCCGGGGCGGCCCGGGGGCCACGGGGCGGUUCAGAGCAGACACCCCGCAGCCCAGCAGCCACCCCGCCGAACCCCUCUUGCAUCCCUCUGCCUCCCUUUGCAGUACUCACCUGCCAUGCUCGGGGCUCACUGGUCCCCGCCGCAAAGGGCUGCUGCUUUUUCGGGGCUUGA
This is a messenger RNA of Onychostruthus taczanowskii (white-rumped snowfinch), 813 nucleotides long. RefSeq names its product basic salivary proline-rich protein 4-like. The record is from RefSeq and is a predicted model, not a curated record. The coding region runs from base 1 to 813 and encodes 270 amino acids. NCBI's taxonomy places the organism in Eukaryota, Metazoa, Chordata, Aves, Passeriformes, Passeridae. The transcript has a single exon.